GUGCGGUGUAGUGAACACGCUUUAACAUUGCCACUUUCGGAAUUCUUCUUUAUUUUACUUUUUUUUAUAAAGUACAUCGUGGAAAGUCAUAAAAAAUAUUUAUUUUAUAAAGUUUGUGGAUGGCAAGCAAGAGAGAAAGUGAGACUUAAGGAAAUAUUAUCAUUACGGACGGUUCAACAGUUAGUGAACAUAAACUCUGUUAAAUGACAUAAUAAAUGUGAUAUAGUGAGACUCUCGUAUUCUAUAGAGACAGAUAAAUACAAAUUUUACAAAAAAUAUAAAAUGGAGCCAUUCUCAAGUGAAAUUCUUUGGAUAGUGAUAUUUGGAUUUAUCAUUGCCUUCAUAUUAGCAUUUGCUGUUGGAGCAAAUGAUGUUGCAAAUUCUUACGGAACGAGUGUUGGCUCUGGUGUUUUAACAUUCAAGCAAGCAUGCAUUCUAGCUACAAUAUUUGAAAUAUCCGGUUCCGUACUGCUUGGAUAUAAAGUUGCUGAUACGAUAAGAAAGGGAAUCCUUGAUAUCUCAAUUUAUCAGAAUUCCGAGAAGAUGCUUAUGUUUGGAAUGCUAUCGGCAUUGAUCGGAAGUGCUAUUUGGCUUCUUGUUGCUACAUAUUUUCGAUUACCAGUGUCAACAACACAUAGCAUUGUUGGAUCAACUGUUGGAUUCAGUUUAGUAGCCCACGGCACACAAGGAUUACAUUUAACGACAUUGGGUUCCAUUGUGCUUUCGUGGUUUGUGUCGCCACUUUUCAGCGGUCUCGUGAGCAUCAUGAUAUAUUCACUGAUUCAAAAAUUAAUAAUCAAAUCAGAGAAUCCAGUCAACUCGGGACUUAUCGCAUUGCCUAUCAUCUACGGUUUGACAAUUUUCGUCAACGUGCUGAGCGUCACAUUGGAUGGAUCGAAAUUACUUGGAAUGGAAAAUAUUCCAAUUUGGUUGUCAUUUACCAUCAGCAUCACAGCAAUGAUUUUAGUUGCAAUAGUCGUACAAUUGCUUGUUGUGCCAUGGCAAAGACGGAAGAUUCAACCAUUAGAUGGAAAUGACAAUAUAUCAUCAAAGCAAACAAGAGACUUGGAGAGUAAGUUUAAUGGUAGUGUAAGCACAAUUGCGACAAUGAAUGUCUCAACAAUAUCACUGAGUGCACCGGUCAUAAAACAGCAGGAUGACUCGGAAGAGAAUGUCAAAAGAUUAUUUCAUUUCUUACAAACACUGACGGCUGUAUUCACAUCUUUUGCACAUGGCGGCAAUGACGUAAGCAAUGCAAUCGGUCCUUUAAUUGCCAUCUGGAUGAUUUAUAAAGAAGGGAAUGUACUACAAAAAUCAGAAUCACCAAUUUAUCUUCUGCUCUUCGGUGGUGUUGGAAUGGUUAUUGGCUUAUGGGUACUCGGCAAACGAGUUAAUGAUACUAUUGGCAAAAAUAUUACCAAAAUAACACCAAUUAAUGGCUUUACUGUGGAGAGUUCUGCUGCAGCUACUGUGUUAUUGGCCAGUAAACUUGGGAUCCCAAUUUCCAGCACACACUGCAUUGUGGGAUCUGUUGUGUUUGUUGGAGCUGUUUUUGGUGAAAAAGGUCAAGAAAAGAAGACAGUUGACUGGUCACUAUUUCGAUCAAUAAUCUUUGCUUGGCUUGUUACGCUCCCCGUUGCGGGUGCAAUCAGUGCCUUCACAAUGUGGCUGUUUCUAUUCAUAACUUAAUAAAGCUCUUUUCUAGGAUUAAUUUUUAAUUAGAAUUUAAUACUAAUUGUUAAUAAGUUACAGUACUUGAUGUUUCUCUAUCGUGAUAAGAAGAAGCAGAAGCAAAAAAUCAUUAAGAAUUCUAAGAUUAAGAAGAAAAAUGUUAAUUUAAAAUUAAUGAAAAUAUGCUGUUGAGAUGUCGUCAAACGACUUUUAUUAAGUA
Molecule: messenger RNA, 1891 nt
Organism: Chironomus riparius
Lineage: Eukaryota; Metazoa; Arthropoda; Insecta; Diptera; Chironomidae
Source: the annotation of a GenBank genome assembly